AUGGUGAACACCACACGGAACUCGGGCUCGAGGAAACGAAAUAUCGACGACCGGCCGCAACUCAGAAGGCGCUGUCGACAGGCACUCGCUGACCACAUCAAGCAGCGAACGGGAUUGGCCAUCGAGCCAACCAAAGUCCGAUUGGCCAACAGGAGUAAAGAGUGGUACUCAUGGUCUUUUUGUCCCGAGGCGGCACAUCUGUUCUCCAAGAAUUUGAGCGAUCACAGACCUUCGGCGUACCAUGAGCUCUGCGCCGGCGUGGGCGUCAGUUUCGAGGCCGUCCCUUCGCCAUUCGUAGCCCAUGCUGGCAUUACCACCCGCAGUGAAGACGGCACACGGUCCCUCGGGAUCUCGCCGAUGCAGCUGCGGCGUGGCCGGCGUCCUGCAGAUACAGCAGAAAGAGACGAAGCUAACGAGUCAGACCAGGGGUCGGUGGCGCAGCUGCAGGAGAGUCUAGACGCGGCAGAGGCCGGGAAGAGUCUUUUGGAACGGCAGCUCGAGGCGACCCAAGCAGAGUGUGGCCGGCUUACGGAGGAACUCUGGGAGACAACGGAGCGGACCACAGCCCGCGAAAUCCUGCUGCGCAAUUGCCUGGAUAUGCUGAGCUCCAUGCCGACUUCAGUGGCCGAACUGAGAGACGAGAUCAGCGAGGCGAUUGGGAGGGACGCAUUCGGCACAGGUCGAAGCGCUGCUAAGUAG
This is a messenger RNA of Drechmeria coniospora, 699 nucleotides long. RefSeq lists its product as uncharacterized. NCBI's taxonomy places the organism in Eukaryota, Fungi, Ascomycota, Sordariomycetes, Hypocreales, Ophiocordycipitaceae. The transcript is spliced from 2 exons. The record is from RefSeq and is a predicted model, not a curated record. The coding region runs from base 1 to 699 and encodes 232 amino acids.